GGCUUGGCUUGGCUUUUUGGUCUUUGCAUGACUUGUGUGUUUUGCUGUUGACCAUUGAGAACCAGGGACGAGGGCAAAGAGAAGCUUCGAAGCUGUGGAAAUGGCGGCCUGUCGUCUCGGAAGAUCGGCGUUGAAAGCCGGGCAGACCUCUUUGCGCCAGGCAUCUACGUCUGCGAAUAAUGGCAGUAAAAAAUCGCUGAAUUGGGGAGCCAAGGCGUUUGGAUCUCUUGGUGGAGCUGGUCUGUUCACUGGUCUCGUCAUCGGAGGACAGGUUUUUGCUUCAGAAUUCGAUAUAAAGCCAUCGAAGCUACCAUGGUACUACAAGGGUAUCUUCAGAUCUUUCGAUCAUGCAGCACUUCGUCGUGGAUACCAGGUGUAUGCUCAGGUAUGCGCUGCCUGCCACAGCAUGGACAUGGUGUAUUGGUUCCAGCUUGUGGAUGUUUCCCACACUGAGAAGGAGAUCAAGGCUAUGGCGGCCGAGCACCUGUAUGAGGAUGGUCCCGAUGAUAAUGGAGAUAUGUUCCAGCGGCCUGGUCGGCCCUUCGAUCCUCUUCCCAGCCCAUACAAGAACGACAAGGAAGCACGCGCGGCCAAUGGUGGUGCCCUGCCUCCCGAUCUUAUGACAAUCAGCCGUGGUAGACAUGGUGGCCCGGACUACAUCUUCCAUCUGCUUACCGCCUACUAUGAUGCCCCUGAGGGCGCGAAAGUGGGUGAGGGGCAGCACUUUAACGCCUACUUUCCCGGACACUCGAUCGGCAUGGCCAAGGCGCUAUACCCUGGCGUCAUGGAGUACGAGGAGGGCGACGAUACAACGCCCACAGUCAGUCAGAUGGCUAAGGACGUUGCAGAAUUCCUCGAGUGGUCAUCCGCUCAGUACAAUGACGAUAGAAUGCGGCUUCUAACGAAGUUUGGUAUCGCCAUCGGCCUCCUGGCUAUGGGCUCCUACUUCCUUCAGCGCCGCUACUUCGCCAGAGACUUUAGCAAGCGAGUCAUUUACAGUGAGCUACCCAAGAGAAAGUAAAGCAGCAUUUCAAUAUACAUAGUCCAAUAAAAACCAUGCUCUGUAUUUUCCGCUUUCUGUAUUGCAGCAACCGUGACGAGCGUUAGGGUGGCUGGUAGGGGUGAUGAGAGUGUUCAUUUUUGACACAUAGAUCACUUGUUCUCACCGACUGAUCGAGGACUCGAUCAUUUUGAGUGAUUCAUGAAAAUUACUCUAGUGCGCAUUCAGUUUGUUUGUCAAGCGCUUUAUAUUUAUUGGUUCUGCUUGCGGCCUCCGCAUUUCUUGGAAAAUGCCAGACGAUCCUGGUAGUAUUUUA
Molecule: messenger RNA, 1316 nt
Organism: Sycon ciliatum
Lineage: Eukaryota; Metazoa; Porifera; Calcarea; Leucosolenida; Sycettidae
Exons: 11
Coding region: 101-1021 (306 amino acids)
Biological process (GO): mitochondrial electron transport, ubiquinol to cytochrome c
Molecular function (GO): heme binding; electron transfer activity
Source: RefSeq, a predicted model, not a curated record